Molecule: messenger RNA, 313 nt
Organism: Vombatus ursinus (common wombat)
Lineage: Eukaryota; Metazoa; Chordata; Mammalia; Diprotodontia; Vombatidae
Product: histone H4
Exons: 1
Coding region: 1-312 (103 amino acids)
Biological process (GO): nucleosome assembly
Cellular component (GO): nucleosome
Molecular function (GO): protein heterodimerization activity; structural constituent of chromatin; DNA binding
Source: RefSeq, a predicted model, not a curated record
AUGUCUGGUCGUGGCAAGGGAGGGAAAGGGCUUGGGAAAGGGGGUGCCAAGCGGCACAGGAAGGUGCUGCGGGAUAACAUCCAGGGCAUCACCAAGCCUGCCAUCCGCCGUUUGGCUCGACGGGGUGGCGUUAAGCGCAUUUCGGGUCUCAUCUACGAGGAGACCCGCGGAGUGCUCAAGGUCUUCUUGGAGAACGUGAUCCGUGACGCCGUUACCUACACGGAGCACGCCAAAAGGAAAACCGUCACCGCCAUGGACGUCGUUUAUGCCCUCAAGCGCCAGGGCCGCACGCUCUACGGCUUCGGCGGCUAGG